UUGUUGACCUCGGUCGUUGGGUCCGCAACUAAGUUGCAUUGCAAAUGUACACCUGCCGACUCAUGCUGGCCGAGCUCUUCAGACUGGACUGACUUGAACACCUCACUUUCAGGUGCCCUUAUCCGCGCAAACCCGCCAGCAUCGGUUUGUUAUUCCAACGAGCCCAACUACAACGAAGAAGCUUGCGCGCUCGUACGUGCCAGAUGGUUUGACUCGACUUUCCACGCAUCAGAUCCUGUCAGUAUUGACUAUCCUGUCUGGACGAACGACUCCUGCAAUCCUAUCUAUCCAAAUGGAACAAGUGUGACCGGCGACCCAAAUGCGGGAAGGAGAGGCUGCGACGCAAACACAUAUCCAGCAUAUGUCGUCAAUGCAACCCAAACCUCGCAAAUCGCUACAGCGCUGAAUUGGGCAACCGAGAAGGACAUCCGCGCUGUUGUUAAAGCCACUGGUCACUCGCACACCGGUCGUAGUACUGGGGCCGGAAGCCUGCUGAUCUGGACCCACAAUUUCCGGGGCCUUGAGUAUACCGAGUCAUUUCUGCCAACCGCUUGUGCAGCCUCAGUAGCCAUCGCUGCAGUCCAGAUAGCAGCCGGUCACACUAGCGGCGAGAUACAGGCGUACUUGAGUAAGUACGAAAAAGUCAUUGUCAGCGGCGCAAACCCCAGCGUAGGCAUCAUUGGCUGGCUCACCGGUGGCGGCCAUGGAUUCUUGUCCACCACGUACGGCAUGGGCAGCGACAAUCUCCUCGAAGCUACAGUUGUGCUUGCCUCGGGCAAGACCAUCGUCGCCAACCCAUGCCAGAACUCCGACGUUUUCUUCGCGAUCAGAGGAGGUGGAGGCGGCACAUACGGUGUCGUGACAGAAGUAGUCUUGAAAACGUACCCAAGUCCUCAAACAGCGAUGCACGUCUUCACGCUCGGCUCGCUGCCGAACGCCACAGACAUGCAAUUCUGGGGUGCAGUGGGCUUUCUGCAUGCCCACAUGCAACGACUCAAGGAAGGCGGUAUGCAGGGCUACUACUACAUCAUUGGUCCCCCUGCAGCCCCCUCACUCUCGCUGAUAUGGGCGUUUAUGCUCUUCGACAAACCGAACGGCCUCGUUGAAACAUUGAUGGCGCCGAUCGAGACGUAUCUGAUGGAACGAGCGAAUCUAUUCGCGUAUACAUCGAACAUCACCCAAGCACCGACGUACUUUGCCAUCGCGUCGCAGAUCCAGAACGAAGCUGUCGCGGGCGGCGGUAGCACGUUUGGCUCGCGACUCAUGAGCCCAGCUUCCUUGUCUGACGCUUCGAGCAAUGCAAGAUUGUUGAAAGAAGUUGGACCAAGUGGUAAUGCAUCGCAUCCCAACGGCCCUGUCUCGAACCCAAUGCUUAUAGGCCAUAUGGUCGGCUGCUCCGUCUUUCCGUCAUACUACCCAGAGGCGCAGAGUCUGAAUCCAGGAUGGCGUGAUACCCUGAUUCACCUGGUCGUUGUCAACGGCUGGCAGGAUGGCUCACAGCAGGCAGCCAUUGAUGCUGUUCACAAGGACGUCACGGCCAAGACGCAGAGACUGAGGACUUCGUCGCCGGAUACGGGUGCGUACUUCAAUGAGGCUGACUCUCAGGAGCCGGAUUGGCAGACGUCGUUUUUUACGAGCAAUUAUGAGAGGCUGAGGAAGAUCAAGAGGGAACUUGAUCCGAAAAAUACGCUGUGGUGCAGCAAGUGUGUGGGAAGCGAGUCGUGUGUUGAGCAAGAUGGUAGACUGUGU
Didymella exigua CBS 183.55 is the source of this 1749-nucleotide messenger RNA. Its product is annotated as FAD-binding domain-containing protein. The annotation marks the transcript as partial. Gene Ontology annotation, molecular function: oxidoreductase activity; FAD binding. NCBI's taxonomy places the organism in Eukaryota, Fungi, Ascomycota, Dothideomycetes, Pleosporales, Didymellaceae. The transcript has 2 exons. The record is from RefSeq and is a predicted model, not a curated record.